This is a messenger RNA of Penicillium manginii, 660 nucleotides long. RefSeq names its product TRAPP complex core subunit BET3. NCBI's taxonomy places the organism in Eukaryota, Fungi, Ascomycota, Eurotiomycetes, Eurotiales, Aspergillaceae. The record is from RefSeq and is a predicted model, not a curated record. Gene Ontology annotation, cellular component: cytosol; TRAPP complex; cis-Golgi network membrane. The transcript is spliced from 5 exons. The coding region runs from base 1 to 660 and encodes 219 amino acids. Gene Ontology annotation, biological process: endoplasmic reticulum to Golgi vesicle-mediated transport; intra-Golgi vesicle-mediated transport.
AUGUCGGCUACAAAGGCCUCUAGAAUAGGGGAGGAAAUAUGGAAGACGAGAAUCGAUAAAGUCAACGCGGAGCUGGUCACAUUAACCUACGGUACUAUCGUUGCGCAACUAUGCCAGGACUAUGAUAGCGACUAUCAAGAAGUGAACAAACAAUUGGAGAAGAUGGGCUACAAUAUCGGGAUGCGGUUGAUUGAGGACUUCCUGGCCAAGUCGGGAGUGGGUCGAUGCGCCAAUUUCCGUGAGACGGCUGAUAUGAUUGCGAAGGUCGGCUUCAAGAUCUUCUUGAACGUAGCGCCAACAGUCACCAAUUGGACAAGCGACAAUAACCAGUUCUCCCUAAUUUUCGACGAGAACCCGCUGGCGGACUUUGUCGAGUUACCGGAUGACGGGCGCGCACAAGACGAAUUGUGGUUCUCGAAUAUCCUUUGCGGUGUGCUGCCCUCCCCUGUCUUCAGCUCGGACCCAUGCACCUUAACCUUUACGUCGGGACCGAUCGCUGCUGCUCGCUCUGACCGCGCUGACGUUGAUCCCGGGAUCCAGGUUCAAAUGCAGAUCGAGGCGCACUUUGUGAGCGAUGUGCUCCGCGGCGACGACACGACGGAGAUGCGAGUGUCGCUGAUACGAUACAUUGAGGACGAGAUGCCGCCGGAGGAGGAUUGA